ACUUCUUUUGAAUCUCACGAAGGAGCCUGUACCCAUCAUGGCGGAUGUUGCUGCAGACAUGUUCGAUUUUAGGUUCAAUUUCGCUAUUUUCUUCAAACGAAUGUCUUUGUGAAAUGAAAAUGAAAUAAGAGCGUGUUUUUAUGUGUUGCUGUAUUCUGGGAUUGUAAGACUGGGACAGAGGCACUUCAUCUGAUUUCCUUUGUUGCGUGAACAUUCCCCGUCGUCAUUUUAUUAAAUUGAAAUUUAACGCGCACACCAGCAGCAGAUUUUGAAUAUAAAAACGAUUUGUAAGAAAUUGUUAUCAAACUGAAGUACUUAGCAUCAUGGCAUCACCGACGGCGGUUGGAAGAAGAAGAGGUUUGCCAAAACAAAUGAGCUCUGAAGACCAAGCAUUGAACCAAAUUGCAAAAGAGGCAGAGGCUCGGUUGGCAGCAAAAAGAGCUGCUAGAGCAGAAGCUCGAAGCAUUCGAAUGAAAGAAUUAGAAAAGAAACAAAAAGAGGCUGAUGAAGAAAUGGACAAAGCUUAUGAAGAGGAAGAGGAACCUUCACACAGAAAAAGAGGUUCAUCAGCUCGUAUAACAGCAUCAACUGCUCCCUCAUUCAAUGCUGAACCUCCAGUUGUUGUUGUUGAUCCACAACUUAAAGAGGCACUGAGGGAAACAGAAGAAAAAUACCGUAAGGCUAUGGUUAAUACAGCCCAACUUGAUAAUGAAAGGCAGGCCCUACAGUAUCAAGUGGAAUGUCUAAAAGAUAUUAUCGAAGACUUAGAUGAAAAUUUGGAAAACGUCAAGGACGAACUAUUACAUAAAACGAAAGACUAUAAUAAACUACACAGAGAUCACGAGAACACGACAGAAGAAUUAACAAAAUGCACGAAACUGUUAGAAGAUAGAGAAAGAAUAUUAGACGAACAUGGUAUAAACUUGGAUGGUACUUUAAAAGAACAAGACAGCACGGAUGGAGACAAUUUUAACACCACUUCUCACCACAAUACAUUAUCGAAUCAUAUAGGCACAUCCAGUGAAGAGCUUGCUGAAAGAGAAUCUUUACUGGCGGAAAUACAAAGUUUAAAAGAUGAGAUAGCCGAACUAAAAACAGAGACGGAAACUGAAACUCCACGGAGCAGGAUAGGAGCAGACCAUAUGAGGCCCGAACGAGCUGAUUUGGAGCGCUCCUUUGUAAAUGUUUCGACGGAGGCCGAAGCGAUCAGAGAGGACGCACGUCACAUGGGCACUUACGUCAACAACAACGAAAAAUGCGACGAUUUCGAAGUUAUCGACGACGGCUCCCAGCAAGGCGGCAUAAGGAACUUCGAGGAUAAGUCGUUCGAGAAGUCUGGCCGCUCGUCUCUAAUGUCGUCUGCUCGGACAGAAGGUGUGGAUGAAGACUUAGAGUCGGACGUACCACUUGAAAUCAGCGUGGAUCUGGUAAAACCAGUCCAGAAAGACGAAUAUGAUAUAGUUAAUAUGGACGAUUCUUCCAAACCGUCAUCGGACGGAAAGACUCUCGACGUUUCGUCAAUGGUUGGGGGCGAUACAUCUCCAGUGUCCGAUGACACUAGUGACAUCAAUGUAAAUAAAUAUUUGAUGGGAAAUGACGACGAUGAUUCUUCCGCGCAACACAGCGACACAUUUAACGUGGAUCGUUACUUUGCGAAUGACGAUGUAACUAGCGUCAUUGACGUAACCGCAGUUAACGAGGUUUCGCAAGCAGACGAAUCGACGGAAAGUAUUCCUUCUGAAACUUUAAAAGAUUCAAACGAAGAUAUGAAAUACGAAACAAUUGAAUACAGUGAGGUGGCCUCUCCUCCCGCAGAACGUGUUGCCUUAAGUGACGAUACGACUCGAUGCAGUCCUUACGUAGAAGUGGAGUCGGAGGGCAGCGAGUUGACAACAGUGAGUGGUGAUAUCAGCCAGUUGGAACUUAGUCAGGAUAUUGUUAACGUAGAAAGCAUCGGUGAGUCAACUGUCGAUGAUUUUCAUGAAAUUAAUACCGACGAGAGUGGUGUCCCUGCUCCAUCCGCCGAAGAGAGUUCGAGCCCUACAGCGCAAAAAAUGAAUGUAUCUAUUUCGCCAAAUAAGUUGUCCGACCAAUCAGAAUUAAAGGAGAACGCUGUAGAGGAUAUAUCUAAGCCGAGUGUGAAUUAUGAAUUGCCCCCUCGCGAUUACGACGCUAGUAAUGAUGCUGUAGACGGCGCUGGAAUGAGCGUCCAAGCAACAGUUGAAGAAUCAGAGUUGUUAGAGACAUUAGAGGAUAACAAACCGACCGUUGUGAAAGCUGGUGUAUUCUCGGAACAAAGUCCACUAGUGGUUCGUUCAACGUCAAUAUCAGAGCAGGAGAAAACCGAAGUUCGUAAAAAUGUAGUUGAUUUGUAUGACCAAAUAGCUGAGGAAGCAUAUUCCACUGUUGUUGAAACCGACUCCGCCGACGGUAUUCCUUCCGAUGCAACAUUUGGUGUUUUCGGGAUAACUGGUAAGGCGAAGGCGGAAACUACAACCGAUCCUCCUGUUGACAACACAGACAUGCCCGCUGAUGCGGAUUCCUCAGUUGAAGCAGGUAGAGCUCAUCCCGUUGCUAAAAAAAACGAGCCGUGGUUGGUACGCGUUGAAAGUUUUAACGCGCCGAGAAGUAAAGCACCCGAAAUACAAGUUGUUAAUCCUGAAGAGAAUCGCGUGGAGUCACCCGAAGCCGACCCCGUCCCUAAGGAACGGAAAAAGAAAAAGAAGAAGAAGAAGGCGAAGGAAGUUGAAAAGGCGAUCCAGCCAGCUGAAAAUGAACAAGCCAAUCCGGAAGAACCUGUUCCGUCUGUCCCAGAAUUAUUAGGAUUUGAAAAGGACCCCGUUCCUCAGCCGAGUCCUGAACCGUCACCAAAGCAAAGACUUUCGACGCAUGCAGGUGACAUUCCGCAGCAGUUUUUGGACGUCUCGAACGAAUUAGUCGGCGAUAGUACAUCAGAUGUAUCGGACACCGAGCACGAGGAAGGUAGUAGAAAGAAGAGAGAAGGUUCGAAAAAGGGAAAUAAGAAGGAGAGUUGCAAAACUCAAUAAAUGCCUUUAGAAAGUGCUUACCCUUCAAGCAGUAUGUAAAUUGAUUUUAUGUAAAUUUAACAAAUUUAGUUAGAAUUUUUUUCCUGAAAUCUGCGCAUCGCUCAGAUGAUUCAAAUCGAUUGUCGCUGUACAGCUUCAAUUUUAUUUCAAGACGCUUAGGAAUUAAGUUUGUAUUUUGUGUUCAGUUGAUUUUUAUAAAUAUAUAGUCUUAAAUUUAUUGUCA
Hydractinia symbiolongicarpus is the source of this 3270-nucleotide messenger RNA. RefSeq names its product leucine-rich repeat flightless-interacting protein 1-like. Lineage: Eukaryota; Metazoa; Cnidaria; Hydrozoa; Anthoathecata; Hydractiniidae. Gene Ontology annotation, biological process: regulation of DNA-templated transcription. The transcript is spliced from 11 exons. The coding region runs from base 324 to 3047 and encodes 907 amino acids. The record is from RefSeq and is a predicted model, not a curated record.